Trichoderma reesei QM6a is the source of this 453-nucleotide messenger RNA. RefSeq lists its product as uncharacterized. The record is from RefSeq and is a predicted model, not a curated record. The transcript is spliced from 2 exons. Lineage: Eukaryota; Fungi; Ascomycota; Sordariomycetes; Hypocreales; Hypocreaceae. The coding region runs from base 1 to 453 and encodes 150 amino acids.
AUGAUCAUCCUUCUCGCAGCCGUCUUCUUCUGCUACACCCUCAUCCGGCUGUGGCUGAUCAUUCACCGCGGCGACCCGCCAGAUAUCCCCCGAGCCGUCGACCCGCGCGGAUAUGCCGUUCCCCGGACCCCCAUACGGGUGGUGAUGGCCCAAGACGAGGAGGCUGCGGGCGCUGAGAACGAGACAAUGACGAUGAAGCCGCCUGCCUACGGACUUUGGCGGGAGAGUGUGCGCGUGGACCCCAACCGCUUCUUCUGGCAACGUAACGAUGCCGCCGAGCCCGCCCCUCCGCAGACGGCAACCGGACCGAGGCCGCCGUCUUACGCCUCUGAUGACGGCGUAUCCUAUGUGGUUGAUGCGGUGCCUCGGUCUGUUGCUCCAUCGUCAGAUGGCGAGCAGCAGCCGGUACAUCCCUCGGAACGGGGUCGGGCUGGCCAGCCACCCCCCAACUAG